Messenger RNA from Mangifera indica (mango), 3459 nucleotides. RefSeq names its product probable galacturonosyltransferase 6. The transcript is spliced from 10 exons. Lineage: Eukaryota; Viridiplantae; Streptophyta; Magnoliopsida; Sapindales; Anacardiaceae. Bases 319 to 2142 code for a protein of 607 amino acids. The record is from RefSeq and is a predicted model, not a curated record. Gene Ontology annotation, molecular function: polygalacturonate 4-alpha-galacturonosyltransferase activity.
AAAAACAAAAGAAAAGCCACCUCAGCUCUCCCAGCCAGCCUCCUCACAACCCCUGCCCGAACAUGAAACAAGAAGCUUGCUCACGUUUUUUUUCUCUCUCUGAAACUAAAACUAAAACUAAAUCCCUCUCUCUUUCCAAAAAUGCAAAUCUUCUGAAAAGGAACUCCAAACCCUAAUUUAAUUAUUAUAUUCUUUUCUUUUACUUUCUGUCUAGAUUUCGAAUAUCUCGAUUUUGAAUCUGUGAAAUGUGUUUUCUGGAAAACGAUUGAAGAGGGAAACAAAGACGAAGAAGCAUAGGAUUUAGUUUUCUUUAAUUUUAUGUGGAGCAGAGAAAUGAGUUUGUUAUUGAUGAAUCAAGUUCGGCGAUGGCAGAGGACCAUGAUCCUCUCGUUGCUUUGUGUUUCGGUGAUCGCUCCGAUUGUGUUCGUCUCUACCAGACUCAAAACCUUCAGUCCCGUAGGAAAGAAAGAGUUCAUGGAUGACUUGUCUACUACAAAACUUUUGACAGAGAAUAUAAGACUUAAUGCAAUUGAGCAGGAAGCUGGGGAAGGCAUAAAAGAGCCAAAACUGGUGGUAUACAAAGACAAGGAUUUUGGUUCUGCAGUUAGUUUAGGCAAUUCUGAUGAGAAUAACAAGUCCGACCAAUUUGAUAGUGCUGGCAAUACUUUCAAUAUUUUGGGAAGUAAUGGAAAGAAUGGUGAAAGAAAAGAAGAAAAAAAGCAAUUAGAAUGGAAGGCAGUAUCCCAUGAAAAGAGGCAGACCAAUCUAAAAGCAGCUCAACAUGAUGAAAAGCCACACCCUCCAGUGUUGAGAGUGACAGAUGUGAAGGUGAGGCUGAUCAGAGAUCAAGUGAUUAGAGCUAAAGCAUACUUGAGUUUUUCACCAUCAGGCAGUAAUUCUCACUUAGUAAGAGAGUUGAGAACUCGAAUUAAGGAGUUGGAGCGAGCAGUGGGUGAUGCCACUAAGGAUUCGGAUUUAUCAAAGAGAGCUUUGCAGAAAAUGAAAGGAAUGGAGGUUACCUUGUACAAAGCCAGUCGUGUCUUCCCCGACUGCCAUGCAAUGGCUACUAAGCUCCGUGCUAUGGCACACAAUGCUGAAGAAUAUGUCCAUGUGCAGGAGAAUCAGGCUUCAUAUCUUAUUCAGCUUGCUGCUAGAACCACCCCAAAAGGCCUUCAUUGCCUUGCUAUGCAGCUGACAACUGAAUACUUUUCCCUGCAACCCGAAGAGAGGCAGUUCCCGAACCAAAAGAAGUUGCACAGUCCAAAUCUUCAUCACUAUGCUGUUUUCUCUGACAAUAUUAUGGCUUCUGCUGCGGUUGUUAACUCCACAGUUUCUUCUGCAGCGGAACCAGAGAAAAUUGUAUUUCAUGUGGUGACUGAUUCUCUCAACUUCCCAGCAAUCUCCAUGUGGUUCUUAUUCAAUCCUCCUGGCAAAGCUACUAUCGAGGUCCAGAGCCUAGACGACUUCAAAUGGUUUUCCACCAAUUAUGAUUCAAUAUUGAAGAAGCACAAUACAGAGGACCCAAGAUUUGCUUCAGCACUGAACCACCUUCGCUUUUUUCUUCCAGACGUCUUCCCUGCAUUGAAUAAGGUUGUACUUUUUGACCAUGAUGUGGUAGUGCAGGGUGAUCUAUCUAGACUUUGGAAUGUUGACAUGAAAGGGAAAGUAAAUGGUGCAGUGGAGACUUGUAAAGCAACCGAAGCUUCUUUUCGUCGGAUGGAUAUGUUUCUCAACUUCUCAGAUCCAUUGGUAGCAAAUAGAUUUGAUGUCAAUGCUUGUACAUGGGCAUUUGGGAUGAAUUUGUUUGAUCUUCAACGGUGGAGGAGAAGGAAUCUAACUUCUGUAUAUCAUAAAUAUUUACACCUGGGAUAUAAGAGGCCAUUGUGGAAGGCUGGGAGCUUGCCUUUAGGUUGGGUCACUUUCUAUAACCAGACAGUGGCUUUAGGCCGGAGAUGGCAUUUGCUUGGGCUAGGUUACAACUCAGGCAUCCCAAGGCGAGAAAUUGAGCAAGCAGCAGUGAUUCACUAUGAUGGAGUAAUGAAACCAUGGUUGGACAUCGGAAUUUCGAAAUAUAAAGGCUACUGGGGAAAACAUAUCAAAUACGAUCACCCCUUUUUACAACGGUGCAACAUACACGAGUAAUUGAGUAUUUCUACAUUAAUAAGGGGUAGAAUUUAAUUGAUCUACACUACACCACAUUAUUCUGGCUACACUUUAUUCUUUGAUGAUCUCAUGUAAAUUUCAACCCAAUUUUAUUCCAAAAUUUUUCCGGCAGUAAUGUUCUAGGUGCUGAGUAUCAUGCGACUUAUAGCAAUAACUAAGUGUUGUAGCAAGUCUCUAGGUUAUGUUAUAGUGCUGGACUGGAAGAAGUCUGUACAUAACCCUCAUUUCACGUUAUUGCCUUUGAAUGAUAUGGUUGGAAAAGGACAGCCGUAUUAUUCAUUUUUACAUCAUUUGUAUUGAUGAUUCCUAAGUUCCAUAUUUGUUUUUGGAUCUCUAUCCUAAUACGCGUCUCCGAGGUGUCAGUGAUUUGGUUGAUGAACUUGACUGGAUGCGAGAGGAUGAAGUGGGAGACACGUGGGAGUAAGUGGUUGGAGGUGUGUGGAUAAAGGAUAUCAAAUGAUGGAUUACCUAUCCAAUCGUCAUGUGUGGUGGCAAGUUCGGACUCAAAAAUAUUAUCCUGUAAAUAAUUUUCCAAAUUACAUACAAAAAUUAGCUCUAAAUUCAACUUCUUCUCACACCGUUUUGAACAAAACAAUGGCCACCAUUUCCGCCGCUGCCUCAACUUCUUCGGUCACCCGAGCCACUCUUGUUCACAGGCCUCCCACCGGGGCGUCUGCAUCACCUGUUCUUGGGUUGCCACGAAUGGCAAUGAAGGGGAAAGUAAGGUUUUCCAUGAAGGGAAAGCAGGACAAUAAGCCAUGCUUGGGAAUGAGCGCAUCAGUGUUGGCAGCUGCCUGCGCAGCCACCAUGUCAAACCCUGCAGCCAUGGCUCUGGUGGAUGAGAGAAUGACCACUGAAGGAACAGGUCUUCCAUUUGGUUUGAGCAACAAUCUUCUUGGGUGGAUUCUUUUGGGUGUGUUUGGUCUAAUUUGGGCUCUUUAUUUCCCUUACACUGCUAGUCUUGAUGAAGACGAAGACUCUGGAUUGUCCCUUUGAAUCCAUGCCAAACCAAAUCCCCAUUACAGAAAUGUAAAGAGUUUGGCCAUUAGUCCUGUGUUACAACUGUAGUAAAACUACCUUUUUCUGUGGCUUAUUUGUGUAUUGUUUCUCAACUCUUUGAUUUCAUUUCUGUUUUUGCUUCAAUGAUCCUGUUCAUGGAAUCAUGUAGAGAUUGUAUGAUCAAAAGGAAAAUAAUGGAUCUGAAUUGGUCAUGCUGCAACCAUUCAUGCUCAUUGCAAGCAUAACUAUGAGAAGACCUCCUAUCAUAAUAAAUCAGUUGAUCAUCUUUGCCAGUAA